AUGACCAGCGACAGAGUGAGGGCUCCUUUACCAAGCAUCCCCGAUGAGGACAAUAAAGAAGAGAAAGUCUACGGAAAUGUUUUUGCAGAACUUGAAUCGGUGGACUUGCCACUGGGGACAACCUUAAGGUCCGUGUACGAUGACCAGCCCAACGCGCACAAGAGGUUCAUGGAGAAGCUCGACGCCCGGAUACGGAACCACGACAGAGAGAUCGAGAAGAUGUGCAACUUCCACCACCAGGGCUUCGUGGACGCCAUCACAGAGCUGCUGAAAGUCCGAGCGGACGCCGAGAAGCUGAUGGGCCAAGUUACCGAUACCAAUCGAAGACUGCAGGACGCCGGGAAAGAGGUGACAGCCCAAACGGAGGAGGUCAUCCGCUGCAGAAUCCAGCAGAGGAACAUGGCCACCACUGUGGAGAAACUGCAGCUGUGUAUCCCUGUUCUUGAAAUGUACAGCAAAUUGAAAGAGCAGCUGGACUCUAAAAGAUACUAUGCUGCCUUGAAAACAAUGGAGCAGCUUGAAAACACUUAUAUUCCCCGUGUGAGCCAGUACCGCUUCUGCCAGAUCAUGGCAGAGACUCUUCCCAAACUGCGGGAGGAGAUCAAGGAGAUCUCCAUGUCGGACCUGAAGGACUUCCUGGAGAGCAUCCGGAAGCACUCCGACAAGAUCGGCGAAACGGCCAUGAAACAGGCACAGCAGCACAGGACCUUUAACAGCGCCCUCCAGAGGCAGGCCGGCACGGGGUACGCCAAGCCCGUGUACACGCUCAACGGCCGCACGCCCGCCCACUACAACGGCAUGGCCUCGGAGGAGGGAGGCGAAGAAGAGGACGAAACGGACGAAGAGGUUUUAACAGCUCAAGACCUGGUUGAUUUCUCUCCUGUGUACCGAUGUCUUCACAUCUACACUGUUUUGGGUGACAGAGAAACCUUUGAAAACUACUACAGGAAGCAGCGGAAGAAACAGGCGAGGCUAGUGCUGCAGCCCCAGUCCAACAUGCACGAGACUGUGGAAGGAUACAGGAAGUACUUCAAUCAGAUUGUGGGGUUUUUCGUGGUAGAGGAUCACAUUUUGCACGCGACGCAGGGGCUGGUGACCAGGGCCUUCACCGACGAGCUGUGGAACAUGGCCCUGUCCAAGAUCAUCGCCGUGCUGCGCACACACUCGUCAUACUGCAAUGAUCCUGACCUGGUCUUAGAGCUGAAGAAUUUGAUUGUCAUAUUUGCGGACACUCUACAGGGCUACGGAUUCCCUGUGAACAGGCUCUUCGACCUUCUCUUUGAGAUAAGGGAUCAGUACAAUGAAACAUUGCUGAAGAAGUGGGCCCUAGUCUUCAGGGAGAUAUUCGAGCAGGACAACUACAGCCCCAUCCCCGUGGAAACCGAGGAAGAGUACAAGUCCGUCAUCAGCAGGUUCCCCUUCCACGAUGCAGAAAUCGAAAAGCAACCAUUUCCAAAGAAACUUCCAAUGUCACAGUCAGUGCCUCAAAUCUACAUUCAGGUGAAAGAGUUUAUUUAUGCCAGCCUUAAAUUCUCGGAGUCCCUUCAUCGCAGCUCAACUGAGAUCGACGACAUGUUGCGGAAGUCCACCAACCUGCUGCUGACGAGAACUCUGAGUGGCUGCUUGCAGAACCUGAUCAAAAAGCCCCAUAUAGGCCUGACAGAGCUAGUUCAGAUCAUUAUAAACACCACCCACCUGGAACAAGCAUGUAAAUACCUGGAAGAUUUCAUUACCAACAUCACAAAUGUUUCCCCGGAAACCAUUCACACCACAAGACUUUACGGGCUCUCCACAUUUAAGGACGCGCGGCACGCAGCCGAGGGGGAGAUCUACACCAAACUCAACCAGAAGAUUGACGAGUUCAUCCAGCUGGCCGACUACGAGUGGGGCAUGGCGGAGUCCGACGGGCGGGCCAGCGGCUACCUCAUGGACCUGAUCAACUUCCUCCGCAGCACCUUCCAGGUGUUCACCCACCUGCCGAAUAACAACAUUGAUCAUGCUGCGAUGUCGGGGAAAGUGGCCCAGACAGCCUGCAUGUCGGCCUGUAAGCACCUGUCCACCUCCCUGAUGCAGAUGCUGCUCGACAGCGAGCUGAAGCAAAUAAGCAUGGGCGCCAUCCAGCAGUUCAACCUGGACGUCAUACAGUGUGAAUUGUUUGCCAGCUCGGAGCCCGUGCCAGGAUUCCAGGGGGAUACUCUCCAGCUGGCGUUCAUUGACCUCCGACAACUCCUGGACUUGUUCAUGGUGUGGGACUGGUCCACCUACUUGGCGGACUACGGACAGCCCACCUCUAAGUACCUGCGGGUCAACCCCUCCACUGCACUGGCACUUCUGGAGAAAGUCUACAGGGGAAUGAAGGACACCAGUAAAAAGAACAACAUUUUCUCCCAGUUCAGAAAGAACGACCGUGACAAACAGAAGCUGAUGGAGACGGUGGUGAAGCAGCUGAGAAGCUUAGUGAACGGAAUGUCACAGCACUCUUAAACUCCCCACCCGUAAUGUCCGCACCUCCUAAUCUCCAGCAUUUCAACUUAGAGAGAUGAAGUUAACGUUUAAUUUAUACAAGACUGGAUAUAUCUUGUAAAUAAGAAAAAAUGAAGAACGGUUUACCGAAUACCGAAACCAAUAAGCAGUAAAAUGUUGUUUUUUUAAUGUAUUUUUAAUGGCUGAGAAAUAUGUUUUGUAAAUUGUGAAUGUGCAAUGAUUGUAUCACCACAUAAGAGGGUGCCCUGAAUCAGUGGGAAUGUAUCGCUAUGAAGACAGACUGGAUCAUGAAGUCCUUAAAAUGAGACUGAUGUUCAAAGAGCUCUUUGAAAUACUCCACAAUGCAACAUAGAAUGGAGUUUUUACUGUAAAUACUUUUGGGCGUAUUUAACAGUACAGUGUAUCACGCUUCUCGCUAAAACUGGUUUGAAACAAAGGUGACUUUUGAUUACUGAACAAAACCUUGCAUGAUUCUGUUGCAUAUUUUAAAGGAGAUAAGGGUUAGAAGGCCUGCGGUUAAUUUAUAUUACUACUUUUACGCAUACUUUUUCUCUUUACAAGGAAAAAUAUGUAUUUUAAGAAGUGGAAUUUGUGUUUGAAGUGAUUUACAGAACAAUUACUUGCAUCCAAAACACUACUCAGAUUUUUUUUUUCCUCAGGGUGAAAUGUCAGCUUUUUUGGUUAUGAUGCUUUAGAACUCCAUGCUAAGAUGUUAAAUAAAGAGCAAUAAUUGGUAAAUUUGAAGCCUCUUAUAAGCAGAAAUGCUUACAGGAUGAAGAGUUGGGAAAAACGUUUUAUAAUCAGAUUAUGGAUCUUGGUCUGUACUACUUUAAUAGGCGUUUUGCACUGAAAAAAAUAUUUAAGUUUGGCUUUUUUUUCUUCAAAUAGAAGAUGUAAUUGAGCAUUACAUUGUACAUAAAGCACAUUUUGUUUAAAAAACAAUGCAGUGCAAUAGAAAUCGUAACAUUUCUGUUGCUCCAAAUAAAGGAGGGGGUGCUUGUAAAUGUAUCUCCUCAAUCCUAAAAUGUAAUUUGCCUUUGUAAUUGUAUUUGAGUUUAUUGAAAGCAGUUCAUCUGCUGUGGGGAAAAAUGUUCCAGUAUUUUUUUUGACUUUCAUGAUUGAAGCGUAUAACAUUCCAGUGUGAAGUAGAGAACCUUUUCAAAUGUAAGAAUGCUCCUCAAGAUUUCAACUGGCAGUUGCGUCUUAACAUCACUUCUGCCAUGGCUCCUAUGUGACUGAGGCAUUUUCUUCAUUUCCCUUGUUUUUAAUCUGUGUACUACCAUGAAGUGAGUUCAGUAUAACACCCACUAUCUACUGUGAUGAUGCAAUGCCAUUGGGGUGGACUGAGCACUUGAAUGACACAGAAAAACAUCCAGUUAUGAACCUCGCGGUGUACAGACUUACAGAAGAGUGUAAAUGAUAUACUGUUGACUGCGCAUCUCAAAUUGUAUGCAUAUUGCUUUCUUUUUAAAAUUGGCCAUAAAUAUACACAUCAUGUUUGCUUUACCUGGAUGUGACAUUUUGUCAUUUAGAUGUAAGCAAAAUUCAGUGUAUAUAAUUGAAAUAAAUAUUGAUACUGCU
Megalops cyprinoides (Indo-Pacific tarpon) is the source of this 4065-nucleotide messenger RNA. RefSeq names its product exocyst complex component 6 (gene exoc6). Gene Ontology annotation, biological process: exocytosis; intracellular protein transport; Golgi to plasma membrane transport. The transcript is spliced from 24 exons. The record is from RefSeq and is a predicted model, not a curated record. The coding region runs from base 1 to 2484 and encodes 827 amino acids. Gene Ontology annotation, cellular component: exocyst; membrane. Lineage: Eukaryota; Metazoa; Chordata; Actinopteri; Elopiformes; Megalopidae.